GAAAAAGCGAUGUAAAUAUGUUGCCAAACUUCAUCAGUGGAUCAGCAAGAAAACACAUUUUCUAUCAGGGCCAAAUCCUGACGCGCCUGAUUUCUUCUAUGGAUGUGGAACCAUCACACGCAAGCCACGGCCGACAUCGCCUUCUGCUGGCCGAAAGAUGGCAGUCAUGCACUUUAAACAUUUGGGGAUGAAGAAGAAGACUGCCUGAUGUUGUUGUUGUUGUUGGGUUUUGUGGUGGAAUACAAGCUUCAGAAGCAUGGCUUCCUCCCAAACAUUUGACGCAAGCGGACACGAAGGAAGCAAGAAGGCAGCGUGUCCUUUUCACGGCUGUAAACGCCUGUACUCGGAUGCGAGCGCCUUGGAGAGUCAUGUCAGGGAUCACGCCAUCCCAGCUCAGUCUCUUCCCGGAAAAGUCUUCCAGUGCUCCAGUGUUGGCUGCAGCUGUUCCUUCCCAAACAUGCAGAAAUUAAUGGAACAUAUGAGACGGCACCAUAAACCCAAUGUAUACUUUUUGUGUGAAAAUUGCCGAACAAAGUUGCGAUCGUACCGUGGCCUUCUGACUCACCUUCACACUUGUUCCAAAGUUGCACGGGGGAAAGCAAAGUCCACAGAACAAGCCCUUCUUCAACCAAGUGCUGUGACAAACCCAAACACAACUCCCCUGGCUGCUAAUCUUAAUCCCGCUCAGAUGGAUGUCACGACCUCGUCACAGCAACUCACCUCCAAGUUUGACAAGACCUCUGGGUUAUGCGGUCUGGGAGGAGAAGCAAGAUGAAGCUCUUAUCCCAUGGAAGCAAGCCAAGGUGUCGAUGUUAAACUGUAAUUCCUCUUUGUGUCUUUCUUUAUAACUUUGAAUAAAUCCCCACGUACCGAGCAACUAUUUUCACAAUGUGGGAACUGGACUUUACGCUGAUCUGAUGGGCUUGAUCAGUAUCGACUGAAAAUCAUCAUUGCUGAUCGGCUUUGUCAUAAUUCCUCGAGCCGUGAUUGGUUGGCUCAGUAAGACAUUUAUUCCGUCAUAUGCAGUGUAUUUCAAUCCGAAAGCUAGUUUAUUUUUAGCCCUGUGUUUAUUGACGUAGUGCUGUAAAAUAUUUGACCGCCAAUAAAGGUAUUUAAAUAAAAAGUACUACAAGCA
Syngnathoides biaculeatus (alligator pipefish) is the source of this 1135-nucleotide messenger RNA. RefSeq names its product zinc finger protein 414 (gene znf414). The record is from RefSeq and is a predicted model, not a curated record. NCBI's taxonomy places the organism in Eukaryota, Metazoa, Chordata, Actinopteri, Syngnathiformes, Syngnathidae. Bases 257 to 775 code for a protein of 172 amino acids. The transcript is spliced from 7 exons.